AUGGAGGCUUCUGAAAAGAACUUAAGAAAUUACUGUUUUGUGGGCCGUCUGACAGACCACGCGCGUGCUGAUAUGCAGGAUGACUCUGAGGUCCAAGAAAGCGAAAGCAUACUGCCGGACGAUGGACCGGGUUGGGGCGGAUCCAGUGAUGACAGUGCGACGCCAGUCAACACUAUCAAGACAGAACCACCAGAUUACGUUGAACAGGACGAAGAGCCUGACACCCACCUUGCAUCCGUGAAGUCGGAGUCGGAACGCUACGAGGAAGACUGGAAACCUAACAGCCGAGUGCCUGCUCUUACGAAAGAUUACACAGACAUGACGCAGGUCACGUUCCACUUGAAUGCAGAGCCGCAGGUUUCCGAAGCGACCCAACGACACGAUGGCGCGGCGGUGGCCGUUAAGAUUGAGCCGCAAGACACAACGGAAGUGUGUACCGAGGAGGUUCCCGUGGGGACAGACGUGCGGGACGGCUUUGCCACCCAGCAGUGGGGAAAUGUUCCGGCGAACACUGGACUAGGGUUGGACGGUUCCAGCAGCAAUAGUGCAAUGGCAUCUGUUACUAUCAAGACGGAGCCCCCAGAAUAUGUUGAACAGGACGAAAAGCCUAGCAGCCAUCUUGUAUCUGUCACAUCAGAGACAGAAUGUUACGAUGAAGUUUGGAAACCUAAAAACCCAGUGCCAGCUCUUACGAAAGGCGAACCACCAGAUUACAUUGACGUGACAAAGGUUACGUUCCACGCAAAUUCAGAGCCGCAGGUUUUCGAAGAGGCCCAACAGCAUGGCAACGCAGCGGUGGCCGUCAAGAUCGAGCCUCAGGAGCCGGCGGAAGUCGACAAUCAGGCAAUCGCUGCAGAGACAGGCCUGGGUGAGGCAGCUCCGAAGGAGUUCCAGCAAGAUCUAGUCCCCGUGAAUCCCAUGGGCUCGUAUGCUGUCAUGGCGCAGCCACAGCAGUGGGUCUUCCCCACCAUCUCCGACAAAGCGCAGCCGCAGGCCAACAUCAUCUACUUCCACAAGGUGGAACAGCACGGCAUCGCGAUGCAGCCCGUGGUGACAACUCUGCCGGUCGUGGCAGUACAGUCCGUCGUGGCGGCGGAGUCCGAACAGGCGGUCGUCGUGGCAGUGCAGCCGCAACAGCCGGUCGUCGCGCCGGCGUGGCUUCCUCGUUCCGACAUGGGGGGUGAGUCUGGUGCCCAACAGGGUCUAUCCGUUCUGCUGAAUGCUGGUCCAGGUCCGGGUGCAGCACCUUUGCGGGACGUCGAGCAACAUCGAGUCCACGUGGAUCCGACUGUCCCGGUGCAGUCACCUUUUCACGGACCCUUUGCCGUCAGCGAAGGUGUACAAUCGCAGGAAGACCUAGUCCAAUUCCAAGAGUUCAAGCAGUCAUAGCAGAGAGUUGUUGCGACUUAGUUGUUUUGACAUUUGUCACGACAAAGUUG
This is a messenger RNA of Ixodes scapularis (black-legged tick), 1439 nucleotides long. RefSeq lists its product as uncharacterized. The record is from RefSeq and is a predicted model, not a curated record. The transcript has 18 exons. Lineage: Eukaryota; Metazoa; Arthropoda; Arachnida; Ixodida; Ixodidae. Bases 1 to 1389 code for a protein of 462 amino acids.